AUGGCGCGCCUGACGCGAGCCGAGUCCUCUGAUGAGGAUGACUAUCUCGAUAACAUCAACUCACAGGUUGCGAACAAGUCCCUGCACAACGCUGCCUCGCCUGCCUCAGGCACCCCAUCACGCCCGGGCAACCCUCCAAGCGACAACGUCGUCGACCUCACGAACAGCCCCGAGCCUGCGCGCGGCUACAAAUCGUUGAACUCUCUGGGUUUUGGGCACUCGGAUAAGCCCGUGUUUGGGAAGCCAGGAAAGCUCAUGUCCAGCCUUAAGCAGAAGGCAGCCGGCGCUUCCCACAUGUUUAUCCAGCCCAGGAAUCGACCAGAACUACACAGGGACCAGAAGGUGCCGCCACCUCGCAAUCCCGCCGAGACGAAGCCACCGACAUUCAGCUCUCUAGGUCCCGAGGCGUAUCCCCCCGAGUACGUCCAGUCGUCUUACUAUAGGGGAGCCCCGAGCGAUGCUGCCUUCGAGGACAACACCUUCUAUACCGACCCUACCAAGGCGAACGAGGACCUGAAGGCUCUGCUGGAGGGCGGGCUCGAAGACGAUGAGGAGGAAGAGAACAAGGGCGACUUGGACGACGGCACACUGGAGGGAAUCAAGGUUAAGCUCCUCCCGCAUCAGGUUGAGGGAGUCAAGUGGAUGAAGGGCCGAGAGCUGGGCCCUGUCAAGCGCGGGAAGGUGCCCAAGGGUGGCAUUCUAGCGGAUGAUAUGGGCUUGGGAAAGACUCUGCAGUCCAUCUCGCUCAUCCUCAGCAACCCCAGGCCGGAUAGGGAGCAUCCAGACUGGAAGAAGAGCCUGAAUGGUGUUGAGCGGGGCACGCUCGUGGUUGCGCCCCUGGCACUGAUUCGACAGUGGGAGGCAGAGAUCCAAGAGAAGGUGACGAAGUCGCAUCGCCUCAGCGUCUGCGUUCACCAUGGACCAAACCGUACAAAGCGGUUUCAAGACCUCGCUAAUUACGACGUCGUAAUCACCACUUACCAGAUCCUGGUCUCUGAAUUCAACUACACGUCGGAGACGGUAAAGGCAGGGUGCUUCGGCCUGCACUGGUACCGCGUGAUUCUAGAUGAGGCCCAUACCAUCAAGAACCGCAAUGCCAAGGGCACGAAGGCAUGUUGUGCCCUGCGCUCCGAGUUCCGCUGGUGUUUGACCGGCACACCUAUGCAGAACAACCUAGAUGAGCUGCAGAGCUUGGUCAACUUCCUGCGCAUACAGCCUUACGACAACCUCCAGCACUGGCGAGAGAACAUAGACAAGCCCAUGAAGAACGGAAAGGGUCAUCUCGCGAUUCGCCGGCUGCAUGCUCUCUUGCGAUCCUUCAUGAAGCGCCGGACCAAGGACAUCCUCAAGGAAGAGGGCGCUUUGCUGCCAGGUGGGAAGAAGGCUCUUGAGGAAGCCGCCAGGAACGGAUCAGGCGAGGCGCCUGAAUCAAAGUUCAAGAUCACAGAGCGCAAGGUCGUGGCGGUCUCGACAGAGUUUUCUGCAUCUGAGCGGAGGUUCUACAACAAGCUGGAGGAGCGUGCCGACAAGAGUCUCGAGGCCAUGAUGAAGCAAAAGGUCAGCUACGCCAACGCUCUGGUGCUGCUGCUACGGCUCAGGCAAGCUUGCAACCACCCCAGCCUUGUGGGAAGCAAGUUGGACAAAGACAAGGAUGCCCUCUCGACCGAUACCUCUAACCAGAAAAACGCGGACACAAGCGUCGAUGACCUGGCGGAUGCUCUGGGCGGCAUGGGAAUCCAGGCGAAGAAGUGUGAGCUGUGCAUGAUCGACCUGCCUCGCGAUGUCUCUGCACGCGGUGAAGUCCACUGCGAGGAGUGCUUGGCGAACAUGGACGAAGUCAACGCUGAUUUCACGGGCGCCAACAAGACCAAGAAGAAGGCCAAGAAGUCCAAGAAGCACAGGAGCAAAGCCGACGACAGCAAGCGCAAACCACGCAGGCGAAACGUGGUCGUUGAUAGUGACGACUCGGACGAGGAGGGAAGCUGGCUCGUGGGCGAGGACCAGCGAGGUUCGUUGCGUCUAGGCAAGGCUGGUGGCACUGAUGAUGAGAAUGCUGAAGGGGCGGGCGAAGAUAUUGGGUCGGAUGACUCGUUGCACCACUCCGAAUCCGAGGCCGGCAGCCGACUCGAUAGCUUCGUUGUUGACGACGAGGUCGCCACUCAAACCACCUAUGAUGAUGGCUCUGAUGACGACAGCCUUGUGUCCCUCGAUAAGUUCGGGUCGCAGCCUGUCAAGCCGAAGAAACAGCGGAAGCCGGUGACCAGAGUGGAGUCCGAAUCCGAGUCCGAAUCUCAAAGCGAUUCUGAUGAGGAGGAUUCAGGCGUCUCGGAAUCCGAACUUGAGAAGACGGAGAUCCUUUACACGCCUCACAAAGCGGCCAAGGGCAAGUCCCAUCUCAUGAACUCGUCCAAGAUCCGUGAGAUCGUCAAGAUCCUGCACGAGGAGGCCCACGAGCACAAGUUCAUCGUCUUCUCCCAGUUCACAUCCAUGCUGGACCUUGUGGAGCCGUACCUGCGCAAGGAAGGCCUCAAGUUUGUUCGGUACGACGGCGGUAUGAAGAACGACGCCCGCGAGGAGAGCCUGUACAGGCUGCGCAACGACAAGAACACGCGGAUCCUGCUGUGCAGUCUGAAGUGUGGGUCGCUGGGGCUGAACCUGACAGCUGCUACGCGGGUCAUCAUCAUCGAGCCGUUCUGGAACCCUUUCGUCGAGGAACAAGCCAUAGACCGCGUGCACCGCCUCACGCAGACGGUGGACGUCAUCGUGUACAAGCUGACGGUCAAGGGCACGGUCGAGGAGCGCAUCCUCGAGCUGCAGGAGAAGAAGCGCCUCCUCGCCAUGCACGCCAUCGAGGGCGGCAUGAAGAAGAACAAGGACUCGCUCAAGCUGUCCCUGCAGGACCUCCUCAACCUCUUCAAGCCCCGCAGCGACGGUGGCGACAACAACAACGCCCACGGCGGCCCAGGAGAAGAUGACGACGCGCUGAACGGGCUGGCGGACUUUAGGAGCAAGAAGCCGACCGCGCCCAAGAAAGCGCCCAGGAGGGAAGAUGAUGUCUACGGGCGCCGGUGGUGA
Diaporthe citri is the source of this 3075-nucleotide messenger RNA. RefSeq lists its product as uncharacterized. The transcript is spliced from 3 exons. The coding region runs from base 1 to 3075 and encodes 1024 amino acids. The record is from RefSeq and is a predicted model, not a curated record. Gene Ontology annotation, cellular component: cytoplasm. NCBI's taxonomy places the organism in Eukaryota, Fungi, Ascomycota, Sordariomycetes, Diaporthales, Diaporthaceae. Gene Ontology annotation, molecular function: ATP-dependent chromatin remodeler activity; ATP binding.